This is a messenger RNA of Tachyglossus aculeatus (Australian echidna), 1275 nucleotides long. It is a transcript of the gene PCNA, whose product is annotated as proliferating cell nuclear antigen. The record is from RefSeq and is a predicted model, not a curated record. Gene Ontology annotation, biological process: mismatch repair; leading strand elongation; regulation of DNA replication. Gene Ontology annotation, cellular component: PCNA complex. Lineage: Eukaryota; Metazoa; Chordata; Mammalia; Monotremata; Tachyglossidae. The transcript has 6 exons. Gene Ontology annotation, molecular function: DNA polymerase processivity factor activity; DNA binding. Bases 91 to 876 code for a protein of 261 amino acids.
GAGUCGGCGCGCGCGAAGCGGCAUUUGGCGGUCGGAGCCGCAGCGUGUGGCCGUCCCUUCGUCCGUCAGUCCGUCCUUCCCGCCGUCACCAUGUUCGAGGCGCGGCUGGUGCAGGGCUCCAUCCUGAAGAAGGUGCUGGAGGCCCUGAAGGACCUGAUCACGGAGGCCUGCUGGGACAUCAGCUCGGGCGGGGUGAACCUGCAGAGCAUGGACUCCUCGCACGUCUCCCUGGUGCAGCUCACCCUGCGCUCUGAGGGCUUCGACACCUACCGCUGCGACCGCAACCUGGCCAUGGGCGUCAACCUCACCAGCAUGUCCAAAAUCCUCAAGUGCGCCGGCAACGAGGACAUCAUCACCCUCCGGGCCGAAGACAACGCCGACACGUUGGCGCUCGUGUUCGAGGCACCCAAUCAGGAGAAGGUUUCGGACUAUGAGAUGAAGCUCAUGGAUUUGGAUGUGGAACAGCUUGGAAUUCCAGAGCAGGAGUACAGCUGCGUGGUGAAGAUGCCCUCGGGCGAGUUCGCCCGCAUCUGCCGCGACCUGAGCCACAUCGGCGACGCCGUGGUCAUCUCCUGCGCCAAGGACGGGGUGAAGUUCUCCGCCAACGGAGAGCUGGGCAACGGCAACGUCAAGCUGUCCCAGACCGGCAGCGUGGACAAGGAGGAAGAGGCCGUCACGAUCGAGAUGAACGAGCCCGUCCAGCUGACCUUCGCCCUGCGCUAUUUGAACUUCUUCACCAAAGCCACCCCGCUGUCCCCGACGGUGACGCUCAGCAUGUCGGCCGACGUCCCGCUCGUGGUGGAGUACAAGAUCGCGGAUAUGGGCCACUUGAAAUACUACCUGGCUCCCAAGAUCGAGGACGAGGAAGGGUCUUAGACGCCUCUCGGUCACGGAGGAGACGGAGGGAAGCGACGACUGCCCUGGAGACGGCCUCCGCGGACUUCCCAUCCGGACGGCGGCGAACCUGUAGAUACCGUUUUCCUGUAAAUACGACGACUUGGCCUGCGUUUAUUUCUAUUUUUCCUUCCUCCAGCCCCGCCGCUUGAUAGAGAAAUGUCCGGAGUCGCUUCUGCGGUCGUCUCUCUCCACCGGGCCUGUGUUUAGGGACGCUCUUUUAGAUGCUGUUUUUUAGACCAUUUUAUCGUUCGUAAGAGAAGAGGGCUGCGCUGUGGAUGCGAAGAAGAAAACCGGGGGACGUUGGGGGCCGAGGCCCGCGGAGAGGAGCUGAUAUAAGUGCGGUGUGAAAAUAGCAAUAAAGAUACUUCAGACACGGAG